GCGGAGCGGGGCGCCAUGUCGCGGCGGCGGUGGCGCGGCCCUCAGGGCGCCGAAGGCGGCGGGCGCGGAGCCGACAUGGGGAAGAUGGCGGCGGGCGGCGGCGGCGGCGGCUCGGGCCGAUACUACGGCGGCGGUGGCGGCGGCGAGGGCGGGAGGGCUCCUAAACGCCUGAAAACCGAGAGCGCGGAGCCGCCGCCUCACGGGCCCGGCGGGCCGGGAGGGGCGGGCGGCGGGGCCGGAGCGGGAGGAGCGGAGAAUUAUGAGGACCCCCACAAGACGCCGGCGUCGCCCGUGGUGCACAUCCGCGGCCUCAUCGACGGCAUCGUCGAGGCCGACCUGGUGGAGGCGCUGCAGGAGUUCGGGCCCAUCAGCUACGUGGUGGUGAUGCCCAAGAAGCGGCAGGCGCUGGUGGAGUUCGAGGACAUCCUGGGUGCCUGCAACGCCGUCAACUACGCGGCUGACAACCAGAUCUACUUCGCGGGCCACCCGGCCUUCGUCAACUACUCCACCAGCCAGAAGAUCUCGCGGCCGGGCGACAGCGAUGACGCGCGUGGUGUUAACAACGUGCUGCUCUUCACCAUCCUCAACCCCAUCUACUCCAUCACCACGGACGUGCUCUACACCAUCUGCAACCCCUGCGGGCCCGUGCAGAGAAUCGUCAUCUUCCGCAAGAACGGCGUCCAGGCCAUGGUGGAGUUCGACUCGGUGCAGAGCGCGCAGCGUGCCAAGGCCUCGCUCAACGGCGCCGACAUCUACUCGGGCUGCUGCACCCUCAAGAUCGAGUACGCCAAGCCCAGCCGCCUGAACGUGUUCAAGAACGACCAGGACACCUGGGACUACACCAACCCCAACCUGAGCGGGACAGGAGACCCCGGCGGGAACCCCAACAAGCGGCAGCGGCAGCCGCCCCUCCUGGGGGACCACCCGGCGGAGUACGGCGGCCCCCACGGCGGGUACCACCACGGGCACUACCACGACGAGGGCUACGGGCCGCCCCCCCCCCACUACGAGGGGCGGCGCAUGGGGCCCCCUCCCGUGGGCGGGGGGCACCGCCGGGGGCCCGGGCGCUACGGCCCCCAGUACGGGCACCCCCCCCCCCCGCCGCCGCCGCCCCCCGACUACGGCCCCCACGCCGACUCGCCCGUGCUCAUGGUGUACGGGCUGGACCAGGCCAAGAUGAACUGCGACCGCGUCUUCAACGUCUUCUGCCUCUACGGCAACGUUGAGAAGGUGAAGUUCAUGAAGAGCAAGCCGGGCGCGGCCAUGGUGGAGAUGGCCGACGGCUACGCCGUGGACAGAGCCAUCACCCACCUCAACAACAACUUCAUGUUCGGCCAGAAGCUCAACGUCUGUGUGUCCAAGCAGCACGCCAUCAUGCCGGGGCAGUCGUACGGGCUCGAGGACGGCUCCUGCAGCUACAAGGAUUUCAGCGGCUCCCGCAACAAUCGCUUCUCCACGCCCGAGCAGGCGGCCAAGAACCGCAUCCAGCACCCCAGCAACGUCCUGCACUUCUUCAACGCCCCCCUGGACGUCACCGAGGACAAUUUCUACGAGAUCUGCGAUGAGCUGGGCGUCAAGCGCCCGUCCUCGGUCAAGGUGUUCUCAGGCAAGAGCGAGCGCAGCUCCUCGGGGCUGCUCGAGUGGGACUCCAAGAGCGACGCCCUGGAGACCCUCGGCUUCCUCAACCACUUCCAGAUGAAGAACCCCAACGGGCCGUACCCCUACACGCUCAAGCUCUGCUUCUCCACGGCCCAGCACGCGUCCUAACGGGGCCCCCCCGGACCCCCCCGGAUCCCCUUUUUUUAAGGCUGGGGGGCAGCAGGGACCCCCCCCUCCCCUCUGUUCCCCCCAUUUUUAAGGAAAAGGGGUCGGACCCGACUGGGCCCCCCCCGUGACCCCCCAAUAAAGUUGUUUGGGAAACAAA
Molecule: messenger RNA, 1924 nt
Organism: Corvus hawaiiensis (hawaiian crow)
Lineage: Eukaryota; Metazoa; Chordata; Aves; Passeriformes; Corvidae
Gene: HNRNPL
Product: heterogeneous nuclear ribonucleoprotein L
Biological process (GO): regulation of RNA splicing; mRNA processing
Cellular component (GO): nucleus
Molecular function (GO): mRNA binding
Source: RefSeq, a predicted model, not a curated record